AUGGACUUCCAGAACGCCCAACAUCUGGUGGCCGCCGCCCAGAAGGUACGCGCAGAAUACCUCAAGGGUGCCCAUACCACCUCUAUCUCCGUCCAGCAAAAGGCCACCUGCCGCAACGAUCCUGUCAAUGGCCCUCUCUGGGUCAGCAAAUUCUCCCUCCCCAGUCCAAAUGACGAUAACUCGCGCGAGCUUCUCCUACAGCUGAUAGACGAGGCAAACGAGCACCAGGUACGCUACGAUCGCCCGGAGUCGGCUCCGCUGGACUUUGAAUGGGUGGGAUACCGUAGCAAUGUCCAGAAGGACACGCCGGAGCCCGCGAUUGGGGAACAGGAGAAGUUUGAGAAGUUGAUGGCGGAGACCAAGAGCCCCUUGACUAUACUCUACCUCUACGGGGGUACCUUUGUCUAUCGCAAACAUGCCGCCUCACUGGCACAGGCCACAGGAGCCAGGGUCCUGCUCGUGCGACAACGACUAGCUCCUCAGAAUCCCUUUCCAGCUGCCCUCCUGGACGCCUUCCAAGCCUACCUGGCCUUGCUGAGCCCCCCUGGGGGCAGUCCACACAAAGCUGUGCCGGCCUCUUCGAUUGUGGUCGCCGGUGAUAGCUCCGGCUCCUGUCUAGCCCUAGGACUCCUCCAGGCACCCGUUGUGCCGGCCGGGAUGUCCCUCCUCAGUCCUACGGCUGACCUCACCAAUGCCUUCCCCUCGUUCGAGCGCAAUGCUUACUGUGACAUCUUCCCCACCCCGAUCGAGAAGCUGCCCUACCUGGAAAAGACGUUCCCGACCUGUCCGGCCUGGCCUACACGUCCACCCCGUGCCAACCUCUACUGCGAGGCAGGCAUGCUGGCGCAUCCAAUAGCGAGCCCCGCAGCUGCGGACGACUGGACCGGUGCCUGUCCCCUUUGGCUGGGGUCAGGUCAGGAGCAGAUCGUUGACGCAUCACGAUUGGUGGCCCGGGAGGUGCAUCGCGCAGGCGGAUCUAUCACUCUCCAGGAGUACGAGAACAUGCCCCACACUUUCUUCUUCGUGUUCCGGAUGGCCCCGCAGACAAAGCAGAUCCUGGCGGAAUGGGCUCAGUCGAUCGUGCGAUUUGGGCGUGGGGAGCGACCGCUCUCGAGUGCUCAGUUCAUCCGGGCGCGAGGUCUGACGGCGGAACCGCUGGUGGUAGAGGAUCUGGUGCCGUUCACGGUGCAACAGGCGCAGCAGUGGAUGUGGUCCAAGACCCAUGGCUAUAAAGUACCGACCUUCCAUCAAGAGGGCCGAUCUAGCUUGUAG
Molecule: messenger RNA, 1272 nt
Organism: Aspergillus nomiae NRRL 13137
Lineage: Eukaryota; Fungi; Ascomycota; Eurotiomycetes; Eurotiales; Aspergillaceae
Exons: 3
Coding region: 1-1272 (423 amino acids)
Molecular function (GO): hydrolase activity
Source: RefSeq, a predicted model, not a curated record